UUAUCUUGCUGCUAUAUGUAACAAAUUAAACAUAUACCUGCGGAUUCUCACUGUACCGUAUUCGGAUAACAUUUGAGGCCCACACAGUCGCAGCAAUGACUCAGUGGUUGGAGCUUCAGCAGCUGGAUCCAAAGUUUUUGGAGCAGGUGGACCAGUUGUACGACGACAACUUUCCCAUGGCCAUCCGACAAUAUCUCAGCAGCUGGAUAGAAAGCCACGACUGGGACCAUGUCGCAAAUGUGGAGAACGAGUCUCUGGCCACGGUGAGGUUUCAUGAUCUUUUGACUCAGCUGGAUCACCAACACAGUCGCUUCGUGAUGGAGAAAGACUUCCUAAACCAACACAACAUCCGCAAGUUCAAGAGGAACUUGCAGAACCUCUUCCAAGACAAUCCUGUUUCAAUGGCGAUGAUCAUCAGCAGAAACCUUCGCGAGGAAAGAAAGAUUAUAGCCAUUGCUGGAAUGUCAGAGAGUCCAACACCGAACCCCACACAGGACAUGAUUGUGGAGAAAAAUCGUGAAAUGGACGCAAGGGUGAAAGACAUAAAGAAUAAAGUGCAGGACGCUGAGCAAACCAUUAAAAAUCUGGAAGAUUUGCAAGAUGAAUACGACUUCAAGAAUAAAACUUACCAAAGCAGAGACGAACUCAAUGGCACCAUUUCAAAGGAGGACCUGAACCGCGAGAAACUGAUGAUCCACGCCAUGUUUGUAAAACUCAAUGAUAAGAGAAUAAUGGCGAUUAGUCAGAUGUCCGAGGUGUUGAACCUGGUGGAACCGGUGAUCUGUGAGCUGAUCUCGACAGAACUGGUCGAAUGGAAACGUCGUCAACAGAUGGCUUGCAUCGGCGGGCUAACUAACGUCUGCCUGGAUCAGUUGCAGAACUGGUUUACUUCUCUUGGAGAGUCUCUGCUUCAGAGCAGACAGCAGCUCAAGAAACUCCUGGAGCUCGAGCAGAAGUUGUCAUACAGCACAGAUCCCAUCACCUGCAGCAAAAUCUCUCUGGAGGAAAGGAUCAUGUCAAACCUCAAGAAUCUCGUCACAAACUCUUUGGUAGUGGAGAGACAGCCAUGCAUGCCGACCCAACUGCAGAGACCUUUAGUGCUGAAGACAGGAGUUCUGUUCACCCUCAAAUUACGGCUGCUCGUAAAAAUUCCGGAAUUUAACCACACUGUUCGGGUGAAGGUGCAAUUUGAUAAGGAUAUCGUUGAAAAACGAAAAGGGUUUCGUAUGUUCAACAUCUUGGGAACAUCCAUGAAGGUGAUGAACAUGGAGGAGUCCAAUGGAAUGGCAGCAGAAUUUCGUCAUCUGCAAUUGAAAGAGAGGAAAGUUACUGGAAACAGAACCAGUGAGGGUCCGCUGAUUGUCACAGAGGAGCUCCACUCCAUCACCUUUGAGGCUGAGCUUUGCUGGUCUGGCUUGGUCAUUAACUUUGAGACAACAUCUCUGCCCAUAGUCGUGAUCUCCAACGUCAGUCAGCUGCCCAGUGGAUGGGCGUCCAUCAUGUGGUACAACAUGCUGAUCUCUGAACCAAAGAACCUGUCCUUUUUCGUGACUCCUCCACCGGCCACAUGGGGUCAGCUACAGGAAGUGCUGAGCUGGCAGUUUUCCUCCAUCACCAAACGAGGCCUUAAUCCUGAACAGUUGAGCAUGCUGGGAAAUAAACUGCUGGGUCCUAAAGCGGCAUCGGAUCCUGAAGCUCAGAUUCCCUGGAACCGAUUCUGUAAGUCUGGCAGUGAAAAGAACUUUACCUUUUGGCUGUGGAUUGAAGCAGUUCUCGACCUAAUAAAGAGACAUUUGCUAAGCCUGUGGGAUGAUGGGUGCAUCAUGGGAUUUGUGACCAAAGAUCGAACUAAAUCUCUGCUCAACAACAAAGCUCCAGGGACGUUUCUGUUGCGCUUCAGUGAAAGCAACCGUGACGGAGCCAUUACGUUCAGCUGGGUUGAACACGAUGCAAACGAGGAUCCACAGAUUCGCUCCGUGGAGCCGUACACAAAGAAGGAGCUCUCCGCUGUUUCACUUCCUGACAUCAUUCGAAACUACCGCGUAAUGGCGGCCGACAACGUUCCCGAAAACCCUCUGCGCUUCCUGUAUCCUCAGAUUCCCAAAGACGAUGCCUUCAAGAAAUACUACUCCAAGCCCACUGACAAGCAAGAACCAAUGGAUGUUGAUAAGAAGGCAGACGAGGGAUACAUUAGCACCACUCUCAUCUCCAUCUCUGAAAUGAAACCACAAGAAUAUAACGAGAACCUCAUGCCAAUGUCACCUGAGGUCUACGGCGAGCUGGAGCGCAUGAAUCGAUUCGAUACUGUACAAUUGGAGCCAGCAGACUUGAUGACAAUGACAUAGAAAACGCGAGUGACUCGAACGGGUUUUUUCCCGCUGUUUUUUUGCAAUAAUGCAAAUGAAAAAGGAAGAAUUCUGCAAGAAUGUUAUUCCUCUCCUUUUCAUGCUAACGUUAAGAAAAAAAAAACACUGUAUUCACCUAUCAUCUCAUUCACCAGUAUUCUACAGCGAAAAAAAAA
Messenger RNA from Danio rerio (zebrafish), 2521 nucleotides. It is a transcript of the gene stat1a, whose product is annotated as signal transducer and activator of transcription 1a. The record is from RefSeq and is marked provisional. Gene Ontology annotation, biological process: epithelium development; anatomical structure morphogenesis; regulation of DNA-templated transcription. Gene Ontology annotation, cellular component: cytoplasm; nucleus. Lineage: Eukaryota; Metazoa; Chordata; Actinopteri; Cypriniformes; Danionidae. Gene Ontology annotation, molecular function: DNA binding; DNA-binding transcription factor activity.